This is a messenger RNA of Pyrus x bretschneideri (Chinese white pear), 1059 nucleotides long. Its product is annotated as chymomexicain-like. Gene Ontology annotation, molecular function: cysteine-type endopeptidase activity. The record is from RefSeq and is a predicted model, not a curated record. Gene Ontology annotation, cellular component: lysosome. Lineage: Eukaryota; Viridiplantae; Streptophyta; Magnoliopsida; Rosales; Rosaceae. Bases 1 to 1059 code for a protein of 352 amino acids. The transcript is spliced from 3 exons.
AUGUCUCCCCUCAAAACAAUAUUCUUUGUAGCACUAACCAUAGGAACUUUGGCAACCUCUCCUUCCUCGGCUAGCCAAUUUCAUGGCAAUGAGGAGGUGGGGAAGAAUCAUGAUGAGGAAGAAGCAAUGCGGGAGAUGCACAUCAAGUGGAUGAAGGAACACGGGAGAGUGCACAACACCCUAGAGGAGAGGGAGAUGCGCUACCAAAAUUUCAAGGCUACAGCUAAGUUCAUUGAGGCUUCCAACAAAGACACAAGCAAGACAUACACCUCUGGCCAAAAUUUCAAGGCUACAGCUAAGUUCAUUGAGGCUUCCAACAAAGACACAAGCAAGACAUACACCUCUGGAUUCAACGCUCUAUCGGACCUCACGGACGAUGAGUUUCAGAGACUGGCUACUUGCGCAGGUGGAAGAGUGGCCCCCCACUCGUCUCCAACCAACGACGCCAUCUACAUUGACGAUGCUGGACUUGAGGAUGUGCGAGAAUACGUGGAUUGGGUGGAUGCUGGGGCUGUGACCUCGGUGAAGGAUCAGGGCCUUUGUGGGUCCUGCUGGGCAUUUAGUGCAGUAGGAGCCGUGGAAGGGCUGAACAAAAUCAAGACCGACGACUUAGUCGACCUUUCAGUUCAGCAACUCAUCGACUGUGACACUCAUGGGUACAAUAAGGGCUGCAGUGGUGGCUAUAUAGACAAAGCCAUGAAGUACAUGUCUGACAUCCAACAAAGCAUUGAUACGGAAGAGGAAUACCCGUACAAGGGCGUACAGUCACCGAUCUGUUUAGCGAAGCCAGAAGGCGACUACAGCGACAUUAUAACUGUUACCGGUUAUGCCUUUGUCUCUCCCAAUGAAGCCUCCUUGGCUAUAGAAGUUUCCCGGCAGCCCGUUUCUGCUCUGGUGGAUUUUCAUGACCCUGAAUUUAAAACUUACAGAACUGGUGUGUACGAUGGGCACUGUGGCCAGAACACAACACAUGCCGUCCUUGUCGUCGGAUAUGGCGGUGAUGUUUUUAUCGGACAAGAGUCACUAGGUUUGCGCGACGCAACCUUCGUCGCGCAUUAA